Messenger RNA from Saitoella complicata NRRL Y-17804, 957 nucleotides. Its product is annotated as williams-Beuren syndrome critical region protein 22. Gene Ontology annotation, molecular function: rRNA (guanine) methyltransferase activity. The coding region runs from base 65 to 916 and encodes 283 amino acids. Gene Ontology annotation, biological process: rRNA (guanine-N7)-methylation. The transcript is spliced from 2 exons. The record is from RefSeq and is a predicted model, not a curated record. Gene Ontology annotation, cellular component: nucleolus. Lineage: Eukaryota; Fungi; Ascomycota; Saitoellomycetes; Saitoellales; Saitoellaceae.
AGGUUCUUUGAUCUUGUUCGCAAGGUAUUCUUUCUUGUCAUAGCCUGAGCGCAUAUCCUACACCAUGUCCAGGCCCGAACAUAUCGCUCCUCCGGAGAUUUUCUACAACGACGAUGAAGCGCAAAAGUACACCCAGAACUCCCGUGUCCAGUCAAUUCAGGCAGAGAUGACCCUUCGCGCCAUCGACCUUCUCUCCCUCCCCGACUCACCAUCCUUUCUCCUCGAUAUCGGUUGCGGAUCCUGCCUAUCUGGCGAAAUCCUCUCAGAAGAGGGACACAUCUGGUGCGGUCUCGAUAUCGCUCCAUCCAUGCUGCAGGUAGCGCUGGAGAGAGAUGUCGAGGGUGACUUGUUCCUCCAAGAUAUUGGUGACGGGAUCCCGUUCAGAGCCGGUACCUUCGAUGGUGCGAUUUCCAUUUCGGUGAUUCAGUGGUUGUGUAAUGCGGAUAAAGCCGCCAAUGCCCCUGGUGUGCGUCUACGAAGGUUCUUCGAGACGUUGUACGCGAGUCUGAGAAGAGGUGGCCGAGCAGUUUGCCAAUUCUACCCCGAGUCAGAGCAACAAACGGCGCUCAUCAUGCAGAUCGCCACGAAGUGUGGUUUCGGAGGAGGUUUGGUCGUCGACUACCCCGACUCCAAGAAGGCGCGGAAGUACUACCUUUGCUUGGUUGCUGGUCAACCGGAUGCACCAGUAGCUUUGCCGCAAGCGUUGACUGGGGAGGAGGAGAGUGGUGUCAAGUAUGAGGGUAGAAGAGGUGCUGGAGGAGCUAUUCGGAAUAGGGAUAAGAAGAAGAAGGGGAAGGCGGAGCAGGGAUCGCGGGAGUGGGUGUUGCAGAAGAAGGAGCUCUACAGAAAACGUGGUAAGGCCGAUGUGCCUCGCGAUUCCAAGUACUCUACCAGGAAGAGAAAGGUUAGGUUUUGAGGAGUUAUCUAUGCAUAUUAUUAUUUGGGAUUUCACAGGCU